Messenger RNA from Phaethon lepturus (White-tailed tropicbird), 2126 nucleotides. It is a transcript of the gene PRSS12, whose product is annotated as protease, serine, 12 (neurotrypsin, motopsin). Gene Ontology annotation, molecular function: serine-type endopeptidase activity. The annotation marks the transcript as partial. The transcript has 12 exons. Gene Ontology annotation, biological process: proteolysis. NCBI's taxonomy places the organism in Eukaryota, Metazoa, Chordata, Aves, Phaethontiformes, Phaethontidae. The record is from RefSeq and is a predicted model, not a curated record. Gene Ontology annotation, cellular component: membrane.
GGUCAGUGAGACUCCAGGGUGGUAAGAAUGAGUUUGAAGGUACAGUGGAGGUUUAUCUGAAUGGAAUCUGGGGAACAAUCUGUGGUAGCCAUUGGGACAAUAAUGAUGCAACAGUCGUAUGUAGACAGCUUGCACUGGGUGAGAAAGGUACAGCAAAACACAUACCAUUUUCUGGACUGGGCCUUAUUCCUGUGUACUGGAGUGAAGUGCGUUGUCGUGGCGAUGAAGAAAAUUUACUGUUAUGUGAAAAAGUCAUCUGUCAGGAUGGAACAUGUCCUCAAAAAAUGGCAGCUGCUGUCACAUGUAGCUCCUCCCUGGCCCCUGUCUUUACUCCGAUCCGGCUGGCUGGUGGGAACAACGCUCACGAAGGAAGAGUAGAAGUCUACCAUGCUGGCCAGUGGGGGACUGUCUGUGAUGAUCAGUGGGAUGAUGCAGAUGCUGAAGUUGUCUGUCGGCAGCUUGGCCUUGGGGGUGUUGCCAAGGCAUGGAGCCAGGCUUACUUUGGAGAAGGGUCAGGUCCCGUGCUGCUGGAUGAAGUGCAGUGUACAGGAAAUGAACUAUCGAUAGAACAGUGUGCAAAAAGCUCCUGGCGAGAACACAACUGCGGCCACAAAGAAGAUGCUGGCGUUUCCUGCACACCUCUCACAGAUGGUGCAUUAAGACUAACAAGUGGGAAAGGCAGUCAUGAGGGUCGCCUGGAGGUCUAUUAUACUGGGCAGUGGGGCACAAUCUGCGAUGAUGGGUGGACAGAGCUGAAUACACAGGUGGUUUGCCGGCAGCUGGGAUUUAAGUAUGGAAAAAGCGUACCUGAGAGCUACUCAGAAGGAAGCUCUGGGCCCAUCUGGUUGGAUGAUGUCAGCUGCUCAGGGAAGGAGGCAAACCUUCUGCAAUGCUCAAGGAGAGAGUGGGGAAAGCAUGACUGCAACCAUCAGGAGGAUGUCAGGCUCAUUUGCCAUCCAGAUAACGACAGCCAUAAACUCUUACUCGGUCCUCCCAUCAGGCUGAUGGAUGGUGAGAAUAAGAAGGAAGGACGUGUAGAGAUUUUUAUCAAUGGCCAGUGGGGCACAAUCUGUGAUGAUGGAUGGUCUGAUAAGGAUGCAGCUGUAGUCUGUCGACAGCUUGGCUACAAAGGUCCAGCUAGAGCAAGAACAAUGGCAUAUUUUGGGGAGGGGAAAGGCCCAAUCCACGUGGAUAAUGUGAAAUGUACAGGAAAUGAGAGAUCCCUGGCAGACUGCAUUAAGCAGGACAUUGGGACGCACAACUGCCGUCACAGCGAGGACGCAGGGGUGAUCUGUGACCACCCAAGCAAGAAGGCCCCCGGGAACAGCAAUAAAGAUUCUCUUGCUUCUGUUUGUGGAUUGAGGUUGUUACAUCGUCGACAAAAGCGAAUAAUUGGUGGGAAAAAUUCUUUACGGGGCGGCUGGCCAUGGCAGGUUGCACUCCGACUGAAAUCUUCUCAUGGUGAUGGACGACUCUUGUGUGGUGCAACUCUCAUCAGCAGCUGCUGGGUCCUCACUGCUGCACAUUGCUUUAAAAGGCAUGGCAACAACACUCGGAACUAUGCUGUGCGAGUUGGAGACUAUCAUACACUGGUACCAGAAGAGUAUGAGGAAGAAAUUGGAGUCCGACAGAUUGUGAUGCAUAAAGAGUACAGGCCUGACAGCAGCGACUAUGACAUUGCAUUGGUGAGGCUACAGGGGCCAGAGGAACAGUGUGCCAGAUUCAGUACCCACGUCUUACCUGCUUGUUUGCCGUUAAGGAGAGAGAGACCACAGAAAACUGCUCCCAACUGUUAUAUCACUGGAUGGGGUGACACAGGAAGGGCUUAUUCAAGAACAUUACAACAGGCUGCCAUCCCCUUACUUCCCAAGAGGGUAUGUGAAGAGCGUUACAAAAGAAGAUUCACAACAAGAAUGCUCUGUGCUGGUAACGUACAGGAACAGAAACGUGUUGAUAGCUGUCAAGGAGACAGCGGUGGACCACUGAUGUGUGAACGUCCAGGGGAAAGCUGGGUUGUGUAUGGUGUGACCUCCUGGGGCUACGGCUGUGGAGUGAAAGAUUCUCCAGGUGUCUACACAAAAGUAUCAUCUUUUGUACCCUGGAUAAAAAGUGUGACCAAACUAUGA